AUGAUGAUGAUGAUGAUGAUGAUGAAGAUGCUGAUCAUCUUAACUGGGAAUCAUGGACUACAUGGAAGUUUACAAUGCAGUCCAGCCGAGUUCCGCCCCGCCCAAACCCGCCACCAUCGCACGCGUAAGAUCAGUUGUAAAAGGUUUCCCGUCCUUGAACAGGUCCAAGCCUUGCUGGAAAGAGCCUCAAAGAGAGGAGAAGAGUUUGUGCCGCAUGAACUAAGCAUAGGACCCAAAGUGCCGUUUUCGGCCAUCAGCUCCGGGUUAUGA
Molecule: messenger RNA, 270 nt
Organism: Colletotrichum lupini
Lineage: Eukaryota; Fungi; Ascomycota; Sordariomycetes; Glomerellales; Glomerellaceae
Exons: 1
Coding region: 1-270 (89 amino acids)
Source: RefSeq, a predicted model, not a curated record